Messenger RNA from Peniophora sp. CBMAI 1063, 7659 nucleotides. The record is from the annotation of a GenBank genome assembly. NCBI's taxonomy places the organism in Eukaryota, Fungi, Basidiomycota, Agaricomycetes, Russulales, Peniophoraceae.
AUGAGCGACGAUGAAGGCUCCGGCGCGGUCGAAUACGUGCUUUCGCCCGACGACUGGCCGCGCUCGCUUGAGCAUCUGACGCACGCUUUGCUGUCGUCCAGCACGGCGUCGCGCGUGCAUUUUCUGCGGCACGAUCUGCUUCCACUGGCGCAACAGGCCGAUCUAUCGCUCUCUCAAACUUUGGAUCUGUUCAAAGCCCUCACACUCACCUACCCGCGCUACGCCGACUCCGCCUCGCGCACGGCCGUAGAAGACGUCGGCACGGCGCUCGUAAAGCGCGACGCGGCACGCGGGGACAGGCUGGGUAUAGCCGAGCAGAUCGCGGGCUGGGUGGGCAACGAGGCGAAGAGAGUCGCGGGCAAGCCGGGCGGACAUGCGAGCGCGAGUGUGCUCGUGCUGGAGAGCUGGGCCGCGGGGCUGUAUACGGUUGUGGUGCAUGCUGACGGGGGGUGGAGUCAUACGGCUGCGACGCUGUUGGGUGCGCUUGCGGUGCUGCUUGAUGCGGUGCUUGGGCCGGGGGCGAAGAGUCGGGGUGCGGUGAGGAAGGCGGCGGAGGCUAGGGCUAGGAGGGCACUGCGAUCUGCACCCGCACAGCUAGACGACGCCCUCUCCGCCCUGCUCACAUCCGCAAAAGGCUCACUCGGCCUCUCCGCUCUACCCUUACUCUGCAUCGCAAUCGAGAACCGGACCGACCUCCCGGUAGAAAAGAAGAGCGCGUUGCUUGGGAUAUACACCACGAGUGUCCUCGGCGCGCGCACACCCGUGCCGGCGCAUAUACUCGACGCGCUGAGGGCGUUCGUCGGCACGCUUGGGCCGGAGGAUCUGGAGAGUGUGUUGGGCGCUGCGGAUAAGAGUUUGCUGAGGAGUCCUGAGGUCGCUUUGGACGUACUCGCGUCUUUCAUCCCAGCAUACAACCAUCCCCUCCCAAGCCCAGCAUUCGCCCGCCUCCUCACGCCCACGCUCGCAUCAACAAAAUCCGCAAACGCCACAGUUCGCACGGCCGCCACGCGUCUCUUCUCCGUCCUCGUCUCCCCACCAUCACCCUCCCCUUCCUCUACCUCUGUCUCCGACGAUGCUCAACCAAAGGUUGCCGACGCCGACCGCGCAAAGGCCGCAACCGACCUCCUCGCGUUACUGGGAGCCAAAGCCGGCCCAGAUAAACCGACACUCUACGCCAUGCUCAGCGCCCUCACACCCUCGCCCACUCUAAGUCCCGCCAUAACUUCCACGGGCAUAUCCAUCCUCUCCAAAGACCCCUCCGACGCCCUCGCGCGCGGUCUCGCGCCCCACCUCGCAUUCAUGCUCUCUUCCGAGAAUGCAGACUUGAAGGACAGCGCGAAAGUGAUCGAGAAGGAAGUGGGCAGCACCAAGCCCGCAUCCCGCCGCGCGUUCGCGGUGCUCGUCGCCAGUGCGUUCUGGACGCUCCAUACGCCCUCUACACCGCCCGCGCAGGCGCUGGCAAAGGCCGUCUUACCGGCGCUCGAGAACGUGCUGAAGACCGCAGUCGCGGCGAAACCGUCUUCUGCGACCGACGCGAGCGGGCAGCUCGAGCCGCUCCUCGCAGCCGCUACGCUUCUCGGCCCUUUAUCCCGCUCCGAGUCUACGGCCGACGCUGUGGCCAAGAAUGCCGUGCUAUCGGCUUUGGGAGGUGUAGGAGGAAAGCCGAGCUGGCUCCUCGCGGAGAAAUCCAUCGCGCGCACGGUGCUGGCGGGCGGGGACGACGCGCUGUGGCUCGUGCGCGCGCUCGAGGGCGCGGGCGUGCGGCUGCACGCCGAGCUGGACGCGAGCGAGGCGCUGAGAAGGCAGAUUGGGAGCGCGCUGCUGAGUCUUGCUGUCGAUAGUCGGGAGCCGGGGUUGAGGAAGGAGGCGCUGGGCGGGGUGGAGAGGUUGGUGCGCUUGUUCCCGGGGACGGUUGCUUCCGUCGUACACGACGCGCUCGUCUCAUACGCCACACGCCCCGCUUCUUCGCCAUCGAAGAAGAGCGUGGCGGCUGAGGACGAGGGGAAAGAUAAAGACAAGACGCCACCCUAUGCGCGGUUAGUGUUAUUCUUGUCGACCGUCUCGUCCAUCCGCGACGUAGUCCCCGACUCCGAACGCGAAAGCCUCCUCGUCCCGUUCGUAGUGAUCGCGCACCACCCCUCCAUCGCGGGCCCCUCGCGGCAAGGAUGGAUAGACCUGUGCGUCCGCGCGCGCGUCGAUCCGGCCAAAGUCGUGCGACAACAUCUGGACGCGCUUUUUGCGGAGGUUGACAGGGCGUUCGAGGAGGGGAGCGAGGGGAUGGAAGGGGCGGGGCUGAGGGCGCAGAGCGUGUUGGCGUUUGUUGAGGGAAAAGUCGUGCUGGGGAAGAUCAGGGAGAGAGUCGGGAAGGCGCUCGACGAGGGCGGCGCGAGCGUUAGAGCUCUGAGCGCGGACGAGAUGGGGAUGUGGGCUACACCCGACGGCGAGACGUUCAUCGACGUCCUCGCGGCUAAAAAGCCCGCCGCCGUGGCCACGAGCAAGGGCAAAGGCGCGGAGCUGGACAAGUGGGACGCGGAGGUGCGGAAGAGUCUGGCGAGUAAGAAGGCCGGGACGGGCAAGGCGCUGUCGAAAGCGGACCAGGCGGCUGUGGAUGGGCAGCUCAAGAAAGAGACAGCCAUCCGCGCACGCAUCAACGCGCUCGCGCACAGACUGCUCGUAUCCCUCCGCACCAUCCUCGAGCUCGUGAAUGCCAAAAUUGACGGCUUACAAUCGCACGCGCCGGCGUUCGCCGCGCUCAUUCUGACCGGCGGCGCGUAUCUCGCGCUCGGCACAGUCUGCGCCCCGCGCCUCGGCCCGUUCGCGCGUUUUGCGGGCUUGGCGGCGCUGAGGACGCAAGGGGCAGCUGUGCCCGAAGAGUUGGCAGCUGAGCCGCUUGGGGCGCUGGUGACGCGGGUGUUGUAUAGGUUGCGCGCGACGGCUGAGCAGGCGCCUUUGGACGCGGCCGCGUUCGGCUACGUCUGGCCUUUACUGGGCGAGGUGAUGCUGAGAGGUGGUGUGGGCGUUCAAGAGGGUGAUGGGGGUGGUGAGAGCGGGGAGGAGGGCAGUCCGUUCGAGCAGGUUGCGCUUGCGCUUGAUGUGGUCAAGUUCAACGUGGGCGAAUUCGGAGACGCGGCGUUCCCACGCGUUCAGAUCAUCACCGCCGUUUUACACGCUAUGCGCACCCAGCUCCGCCUCGCGAAAGACGCCUCGUCAUCCCUGGUCGCUCUAGGCGAAACCAUCGCCUCAUCCCCCGCCCCCACCCGCUCAGAAGCCGAUGCACUCUUGCAAGGCACACUGGUACAAGAAGCCCACGCCCGUACGGCAUGCCUGCAAGCCCUCGCCCCGCUCGACCUAACAGAGCGCGAAUGGGCCCCGGCGCUCCUCAUCGCCUGCUCGGACGAAGACGACAACAACGCCCGGUUGGCGCGCGGGAUAUGGGACGAUAACGGGCUGGACGUCCCAGCGGAUUACGCACCCUUACUCCUGUCAUUCCUCGAGCACGACGUCAGCUACGUCCGGACAGGCGCCGCACAGGCUCUAGCGGAGGCCGUCGAGCACUGGCCCGCGAGCGUCAGCGAUACGGUCGGAAGGAUCAAGAGUAUGUACGUCGAGCGGGCGCAGGUUAUCAAGCCCGAGUUCGACCAGUACGGGAUGCUCGUCGAGGGCUCGCUCGAGCGUGCCGAUCCGUGGGCUGCGCGCGCGGCGCUGGCCGGCGCUCUGGUUGCGCUCGCGCCAUUACUUGCGGAGGGAGACGUGGUGCCGCUGUUCCAGUUCCUCAUCGACGAGCCGGCCGCGCUCGGCGAUCGACACGCGGAUGUGAGGAGGGGGAUGCUCGAAGCGGGUACGGCGGCCGUCGACGUGCACGGGUCGAAGCAUCUGCCCGAGCUGAUUGGCAUGUUCGAGGGCCAUCUGGCGCGGAGCCAUCCGGCGAGCGAGAGCGCGGAUUAUGUGCAGGAGGCCGUUGUUGUGCUUGUGGGGAGGGUGGCUCGGCAUCUGGAGGAGGGCGAUCAAAGGCUGCCGAGUAUUGUUGCGCGGCUGGUGGACGCGCUUAAGACGCCCAGCGAGCAGGUGCAGGUGGCCGUCGGCGAUUGCUUGGCUCCUCUCGUGCGCACCACACGCAACGACGCGCCGAAACUCGUCCAACAGCUCCUCGACGAACUCUUCAACGCGCCGAAAUACGCCGCGCGGAGAGGCGCGGCGUACGGGCUGGCGGGCGUGCUCAAGGGCGUGGGAAUCGCUGGCAUGAAAGAGUUUCAUGUUCUCGAGAAGCUGAAGGAGGCGAGCGAGGAUAAGAAGCGGUACGAGCCGCGGCAGGGGGCGAUGUUCGCGCUCGAGACGAUCUGUACGACGCUGGGGCGCGUGGCGGAGCCGCAUGCGAUCAAUGCGUUGCCGUUGUUGUUGUCGGCUUUCGGCGAUGGUGUGCCGGAUGUGCGUGAGGCGGCGCAGGACGCGGCGAGGGCGCUUAUGAGGAAUAUGUCUGGCUACGGCGUCAAGCUCGUCUUACCGGACCUCUUGGCGGGACUGGACGAGAAACAGUGGCGGACGAAGAAGGGCAGUAUCGAGUUGCUCGGUAUGAUGGCCUACUGUGCCCCCCGACAGCUCAGCCAGAGCCUGCCCGUCAUCAUCCCGCGCCUCACCGGCGUCCUCACCGACAGCCACGCGCAAGUCCGCCAGGCGGCCAACAGGAGCCUGAAGCAGUUCGGCGAGGUCAUCGCGAACCCGGAGAUCCAGACGCUCGUGCCGACGUUCCUCAAGGCGAUGGUGGACCCGGGCAAGACGCCCAACGCGCUCACCGCGCUGCUCAAGACGAGCUUCGUGCACUAUAUCGACCACUCGUCGCUCGCGCUCGUCAUCCCGAUUCUGGAGCGGGGGCUGAAGGAGCGCGGCGCGGACACGAAGCGCAAGGCGGCGCAGAUCGUGGGCAAUCUGGCGAGCUUGACGGACGCGAAGGAUUUCGUGCCGUAUUUGAACGGCUUGAUGCCGAUGGUGCACGCCGUGCUCGUCGACCCCGUACCCGAAGCGCGCGCGACGGCGGCCAAGACGCUCGGCACGCUCGUCGAGCGCCUGGGAGAGGCCGCCUUCCCUGAUCUCGUGCCUGGGCUGCUUCGCACGCUCAAGACGGACACGAGCGGCGUGGACCGGCAAGGCGCCGCUCAAGGUCUCUCCGAAGUUCUCGCGGGUCUCGGUAUGGAGCGGCUCGAGGGUCUGCUGCCGGACGUCAUCGCCAGCGCCCAAGCGCCCCGCGCGAGCGUGCGCGAGGGGUUCAUGUCGCUGCUCGUCUUCCUCCCCGCGACGUUCGGCGCGCGUUUCACGCCGCAUUUGCCGAAGAUCAUCGUGCCGAUCUUGAAGGGUCUCGCCGAUACGGAGGAGUACGUGCGUGAGGCGGCUAUGAAGGCGGGCAGGAUGGUUAUUGCGAAUUACGCGACGAGGGCUAUCGAUUUGCUGUUGCCGGAGCUGGAGAGGGGGAUGUUCGAUCCUGGAUGGCGUAUUCGUCAAUCGUCCAUCACGCUCGUCGGCGAGCUGCUGUUCAAGGUUUCCGGUAUCAGCGGCAAGAACGAGGUCGACGAGGACGAAGAAGGCGCAGGCGCGGAUGCCGUCGUCGCAGAGAGCUCGCGCCGCGCGCUUACAGAAGUCCUCGGCGAAGCGCGCCGCGACCGGAUUCUCUCCGCGCUCUACCUCGCGCGCCAGGACUCGGUGCACGCCGUCCGCACAUCGUCGAUCCACAUCUGGAAAGCGCUCGUGUCGAAUACGCCGCGCACGGUGCGCGAGAUCUUGCCGACGCUCUCGGAGCACAUUAUGGCGCUGUUGUGCAGCUUCGACGAGGAGCAGGAGGACACGGCCGCGCGGACUACGACCGAGCUGUGCCGCAAGUUCGGCGAACGCAUCGUCGGCGAGGUCGUCGCUAUCAUGCGUGCCAAGUCUUCUUCACCAGAUGCACGCACGCGCGAGGGUGUGGCGCGGAUGCUGUGCGAGGUUAUGGCUGCUGCUACAGACACGCAAUGGGAGGGCGCCGAAGACGAGAUCAUCGCUAUGGUUCGAACCGCGCUCGUGGACGAUGAGGCGCGCGUACGGGCCGCCGCUGCUCGUGCAUUCGAUAUCUUGCAAGACAAGCUCGGCGCUAAGGCCAUCGAUGCGACGAUCCCGACCUUGCUCGAAGCGCUGCGCCAGCCCGGCGCUGGGUCUGGCACUGCACUGCAGGCGCUCAAAGAAGUCAUGGGCGUGCGCGCGAACACCGUGUUCCCCGUGCUCAUACCCACGCUUACUGCACUGCCCAUGAGCGCUUUCAACGCCAAUGCGCUCGCUACGCUCGUCGCUGUCGCCGGGUCUGCGCUCAGCAAGCGGCUCAACGUUAUAUUGGGAGCUUUGGCGAAGAUGACGGAGCAGUUGCGGAAGGAGCCGGAUGAGGAGCUUCAGGAGGCGAUUGAUGAGGCUGUUAGGGCGUUGUUGGAGAGUGUUGAUGAUGCGGAGGGGUUGAAUACGCUUAUGCUGCUUUUGCUCGGUUGGAUCAAGCACGAAGACCCCGAACGCCGCGUCACCGCCGCAGACUACUUUGCUUUGUUCUGCGAAGUGUCAGAGCUCGAUACAUCGCUGUACCGCGUUGACUGGAUCCGCGUGCUCAUCCCGGCCAUGGACGACUCUAUCGUGGCAGUUCACACCGGUGUGUGGAAGGCGUUCGACGCGUUCGUCAAGUCUGUGCCGAAAGACGAGCUCGAGCCGCUCGUGGUGCCACUCCGUCGCUCGAUCGAGAGUACGGGUUCGCCACAUGCGCCGGUGCCAGGCUUCAGCCUGCCAAAGGGCGUUGCACCUUUCGUGCCCAUCAUCAUUGCCGGCCUCACUACGGGCAGCAACGACCAGCGCGAACAGGCAGCAUACGCUAUCGGCGACCUCGUCGAGCGCACGGAAGAGUCGGCCAUCAAGCCGUUCGUUGUUCCGUUCACCGGCCCGCUCAUCCGUGUGGCAACUCAAGCGACCACGUACCCUCCCGCGGUCAAGACCGGUAUUCUCAGCGCGCUCACGACGAUGCUGGAGCGCAUCCCGGCAUUCGUCAAGCCUUUCUACCCGCAGCUCCAGCGCACGUUCAUCAAGAGCGCCAGCGAUCCUGCCAGUGUGGUUGUACGGACCAAGGCUGCCACGGCGCUCGGUGUACUCAUGCGUAGCCAACCGCGUGUGGACCCCGUCGUCACCGAGCUCGCUACCGGUGCACGCCAGAAUGACGACAGCAUUGGCUCGAGUCUGGUUCAGGCUCUUGCGUAUGUUGUACGUAGUGCUGGGAACAAUGUUGGGCCGGCGGCGCGUGAGACGGCGAUUGAGCUUGUGGCGGAGGCGUUUAGGACGGAGAACGAUGAGACAUACUCGAAGUCAAUUGGAAUGUUGUUCGCGGCCUUGACGACCUAUGGCGAGCUUGUACAGCCUAUCAUCGAUGCACACCUCGUACCUGGCACCGACGUUAACACGCUCUCGACUCACUGCAUCCUCUCCGUGUUGACAGCUUAUGAGGAGGACGAUGCUGAAAACAAGGAACUGCCACCCGUGUUCGCCGCAUCGCUACCUGCCCUCGCGAAAAAGAUCAACGAGAACCUCGGGAGCGACCGUGUCAACAUCACACGGCCAUCUCGCGAGGCGAAGGAGAUCCUCCGGCGCAUCGACGCGUCGCUCAUCUAA